CUGCGGGAGAAUGGCUGCCAGUGGAGGUGAGCGUCCCCACACUGUUUGGGCUCGACGUCUGAGUACUUUCGGGACGGCUAGAAGUUCGCCAGGGUCCAUGGCAGACGUAGGCAAACUGCUGCAAGUACAGAAUGGGACUGCAGCCAGCGCGAGCUACAAUGGCGUGGACGCCGCUCAUGCGUGCAACGUUCUCCAGCAGCUGAAAGCCUUGUAUGACGAAGCACAGCUGACUGACAUCGUGGUUGAGGUGGAUCACGGGCAGACCUUCUCCUGCCACAGAAACGUCCUCGCUGCAAUUAGCCCCUACUUCAGGUCUAUGUUCACCAGUGGCCUUACGGAGAGCAGCCAGAGGGAGGUACGCAUCGUCGGGGUGGAGUCUGAGUCCAUGCGCCUCGUGCUCGAUUACGCCUACACCUCCCGUGUCAUGCUGUCGGAGUCCAAUGUCCAGGCUUUGUUCACGGCGGCGAGCAUCUUCCAGAUCCCUGCCCUGCAGGACCAGUGUGCCCAGUUUAUGGUGAGUCGCUUGGACCCCCAGAACUGCAUUGGGGUUUUCAUGUUCGCCGACUACUACGGCCACCAGGAGCUGAAGGAGAGGUCUCAGGACUACGUCCGCAAGAAGUUCCUGUGUGUGGCCAAGGAGCAGGAGUUCCUGCAAAUGACCGCUGAGCAGCUGGUCAGCAUCCUGAGUAGUGAUGACCUGAAUGUGGAGAAGGAAGAGCACGUCUACGAGAGCAUCAUCCGCUGGCUGGAGCACAAUCGCGCCCACCGGGAGCCCCACCUGCCACGGGUGCUGGCGCAAUGUAUCCGGUUGCCCCUACUGGAUGAGGCCUUCCUGAAAAAAAUCCCACCCACCUUUAGUCAAGCCCUGGCUAAGGAUUGGCUGGAAAAGGGCAAGACUGGUACCUGUCCUCGACGGCUAGGCAUGACUGCAUCUGCGAUGGUCAUCUGCUUUGAUGCCGCCCACAAGCACUCAGCGAAGAAGCAAACUGUGCCGUGCCUGGACGUUGCCACUGGCAAGGUGUUCAAGCUCUGUAAGCCACCCAAUGACCUGAGGGAGGUCGGAAUCCUGGUCUCUCCAGAGAACGACAUCUACAUCGCUGGCGGCUACCGGCCGAGCAGCAGCGAGGUGUGCAUCGACCACCGUGCCGAGGGCGACUUCUGGCUCUACGAGCAUGCCGGCAACCGCUGGCUGCCGCGGGCACCUAUGCUGCGUGCCAGGAUCGGCUGCAGGCUGGUGCACUGCUGCAGCAAGCUCUACGCCUUGGGCGGCCGUGUCUACGAAGGUGAUGGGCGCAACGCCCUCAAGUCAGUGGAGUGCUACGACGCUAGGGACAACCGCUGGACAGCCGUCAGUCCCAUGCCUGUCGCCAUGGAGUUCCACAGUGCCAUAGAGUACAAGGAGCGCAUCUAUGUGCUGCAAGGUGAGCACUUUUUUUUCUUCGAACCUCACAAAGACUACUGGGGCCACCUGACCCCCAUGAGUGUACCGAGGAGCCAAGGACUUGCUACCCUGUACAAGAACUGCAUCUACUACAUCGCAGGGACCUGCCGGAACCACCAGCGCACGUUCGUGGUAGAGGCCUACGACAUGGAGAAAAACAUGUGGACUCGGAAGCGGGACCUCCCGUUUGAUCAGGCGGCCAGCCCCUACAUCAAGGCUCUCCGCCUGCACGGCCAGAUGCACCUCUUUGUCAGGGCCACGCAGGUCACCGUGGAGGAGCACGUCUUCCGGACCAGCCGCAAGAACUCGCUGUAUCGCUACGAUGACGAGACCGAUGAGUGGAAUAAGGUCUACGAGACACCUGACCGCCUGUGGGACCUCGGGCGCCAUUUUGAGUGCGUUGUUGCCAAGCUCUACCCACAGUGUCUUCAGAAGGUGCUCUGACAGUGGAGGGAAUGGUGUCCAGAGUAGCUGAAUUUGUCGGGGAGCCUAGUUCUGCCCUGCUCAUGGUGCUGUUCAUGCUGGCAAUAUGAGGGAUGGAGAGCCGUGAAAAGCAUUAAGUGUCUGCGCCCUACGAGAUGGGCUAUCUGAAGCUUGCGGAGUUUUCGAGCUCCACCCCCACCUUCCCUAUUACAGAUGCCUUCCAGUGGUACUAGAUUGAAAAGUGCAAUUAUCACUGUGCCUGUUCAGUGUGUCUGGGUGCUCUGCUGGGAGACAGUGGGCAGGUAGAUUCGCAGAGAUGGAUGGACGGAGGGAGGGAGGGAGGGAGGGAGGGAGGAAGAAAGAGAUGUAGAUAUAGAGAGAUAUAGAAAGAUAUAGAAAAGAGGUCACGUUGUGAAAAUGUAUACUGCGUAUAUACGGGUAUGAUCGACAGUGCUGCUUGUUAAGUUCAUUUUGUUAUAUUAAUUUUCCUAAGUUGAACUAUGCCUCAUUUGUGUUUAGUAGUUAUCUUUUAAGUUGAUGCUCCAAUAGUGAAGAUUUGGUGCAAGGGCAGUGUUUUAUUUAUUUUAUUUUUUUUUUAUGAACAUGUCCGUUUAGGUAGGUAGUUCUGGGGAGUGCCUGUUCUUUAUUUUUAUAUAUAUAUUUAUAUAUAUAUAAAUAAAAAAGCAUAAUACAUUUUUUUUUAAAGCCAGCAAGUCAUUCUGGGCAAAUUAAGCAUUUCCGUUAUACAGUCAUUGAAUCUAAUUCAUUUGUCAUAUUGCUGUUCAAUAUUUAGUCGUGUAGCUAUGGAAGUUAGAAUUCUGGACGUAAAUGUGAAGGGUGCGCUUUUAAAAAAGCUAAAACGAACGCAUUUCAGAAUACGCAAUAAGUGAGAAUUUGAGGCGUAUAUUGAUUGCGUGGAUUGACUAGCUUUGACAAGGUGUCGUCUGGUUUCUGUAGCUCUGUAGCAUGUUUCCAACUCUGUUACCAGUUUCUCGUAAUCUCACCUCGUUGUGUAAUAUCAAUCUAUGAUUAACAGGUUUCAGAAAUGCAUUUCAAAAUACCUCUUCGUAGCAUCCGUUUGGUGUCCGGAAGCAAUAAUGAACAAAAUGGUGAUGCGGUGUUCAGGCACAGACGUCGUGUCUCCUGUCACAGGAGACUCCCAUGCCAUGUCGGUCCUGAUCUGGGCCAUUUUUGUCCGCGUUGUGCUGCAGCACUGGUGUGUUGCUGUCCCUGCUGACUGGGUGCUCCAUUUUCUGCGCUGGGAUGAGAAGUGUGACCACAGGCUUUGUGGGGCACCCUGCUUCUCAUCGAGUCCGAGACUGAAAGACACACAUCUGUAAAUAUCCACCUUGGUUACACACGCUGCAGGACAUGUUGCUGAUUUAGUACAAGCUGAACUGUCGGUGCUACUUUUUUUGACAAUCUUGUACAGUGUAGAGAAAUCACAUCUAAGCAUCGUCCUCUUGUUUUCACCAUUUAAACUACUUGUCAGGAAUUUAAGAUGUUUCCAUUAAUGUUUCAUAUUUGCACUACGUUUCAGAAUUUCUUGCUCGGAGGUAGAUGUCGCUAAACUCGAACUGCAAACAGUCUUAAAGCCAGUCCCGAUGUGAUGUGUGCUUUGUAACACACUGUCUCUGUGUCAAACCCGUGUUCAGAAGCACCACAGGCGUGUAGGUUCCAUGAAGCCUGCCACCUGCCGUCAUCCCCAUCCUGUGGAAGUGCAGCGUAUGAUUGAAUAACCAUGGUGGUCCAUGGUGUCUUCUCUUAAUGAACAUGUCUGUGCUUAGGGAGUUAGUUCAGGCAUUCUGCUAUGAGAUUAGGGGAACUGAAAUGGACAAUUCUCAGGAUUAUAUCAAUACACAGUACUGUAACUCUGCUAAAUGUGUAUCAUACUGUACGAUACGUUUGCUCUACUUGCACAAAUUAAGUAUGUUUUGGAACCUGAAGAAUAGGUGUGAUUCCUCCACCCCCACCCCCAAUAUAUUUUAAUUAGUGGUGUGUGUUUUUCAUUUUAUAUAUUUACUAUUUACUUGGUUUGUUUAGUUAGAUGGAUGAUUAGCUACAUAAAGUGUACAGCGUGACUUCGACAUCCGAAAUGGUUGGCUUCUCCCAAUGUAUAAAAUUCCCGCAGAUUGCAUAUGAAGUUUGGUUUGAAGAACUGAACAACCAAAAUUUUGCAUGCGAGAUUGUUUCAAAGGGUUGUUUUUGUUUUUUAAUUUUAUGUGAAAGCUCUGGGUUUUCAACAUGACCUGUACGGCACCAGUACCAGUGAGAAUAGUGUACCACCAUUUUUUUUACAUGAUUGUUUGCUAUGCGAGUUUUCUAUCAUGGAAAAAGUUGUGAUGUACUGUGAAAUUCAUUCCGUACAUACUUUGAGAAUAAAAACGAAUAAAACAAA
Molecule: messenger RNA, 4262 nt
Organism: Brienomyrus brachyistius
Lineage: Eukaryota; Metazoa; Chordata; Actinopteri; Osteoglossiformes; Mormyridae
Gene: kbtbd8
Product: kelch repeat and BTB (POZ) domain containing 8
Exons: 4
Coding region: 11-1885 (624 amino acids)
Molecular function (GO): protein binding
Source: RefSeq, a predicted model, not a curated record